This is a messenger RNA of Mirounga angustirostris (Northern elephant seal), 8290 nucleotides long. RefSeq names its product thiamin pyrophosphokinase 1 (gene TPK1). The record is from RefSeq and is a predicted model, not a curated record. Lineage: Eukaryota; Metazoa; Chordata; Mammalia; Carnivora; Phocidae. Bases 1004 to 1654 code for a protein of 216 amino acids. The transcript is spliced from 7 exons. Gene Ontology annotation, biological process: thiamine metabolic process; thiamine diphosphate biosynthetic process. Gene Ontology annotation, molecular function: thiamine diphosphokinase activity; thiamine binding; ATP binding.
GGUGCCCCUCUACCUUCAUUUUUCUAAUUCUUAAAGGAGAUAGCUACUUAUUUUAGUAAAUGUGUUCGGUACUGUUAGGCAAGUCUAGCAGAACUAUUUUGUUUCCUGGAUUCUGUAUUUUUCUUCCAUGCUUUUUAAACUUUAUAGAUACAUGAAGUUAUUAAUAGUGGACAUACUUUUUUGAUCCCUCAUGUUUAUGAUAAUCUAGGAAUAUCCUGUUCAGUAGCGUAUUCAUGCCAUGUCUUAUAUUUCUGGAAUUUAAUUUCUAUUGAAAAUGCCUGAUUAAGUUGACAAGAGGCAUGAUAAAAUCUACAGCUGAGUAUUAGCGUUCUCCAAUUUACCAGUGGCUAAUUGGGGAAUUUCUGGGAAAUCAUACCUAGAAUUCUGACUCUUUUGUACUGGUAAAUGUAUCCUGGCCACCUACAUCAGUAGUUCUCUGUAUUUUGCAGCAAUGGACACAUCUCGAGAAACCUUGGUGAUGACAUUCAGAUGUACCAAACAUAGCUCUAAACUAUGAACUCCCUUCCCUAAUCUACUCAGCAAAUCAUAGUAAGAAUAACACAAGGGUGGAUUUGAAUCCUCUGCAUUUGCAUUUUGUUUUAAAAUUAAAGAUGGAGCAUGCUUCGAUAUAUAUAUAAGAACACAUUUUUUUGGUUAUAUCUCCCAACUACUUUAAGCAUUCUUUUUGGAAAUCCUUGGUCUGGUGUUCUCUCUAGGUCUGUACUGUACAGUAGUGUGGCCAUUAGCUGCAUCUGGCUAUUGAGCACUUGAAAUGUGGCUCGUGUGAGUGAGGAAUUGAAUUUGCAACUUAAGUAAAAGCCAAAACUCCGCUCAAGUUGGAAAAGUUUUAAGUGUUUGGAACAAUGUAUUAGUGUACUAGGCUGCCACAAAGUACCGUAGACUGGGUGGCUCAAGUGAUAGAAAUUUAUUUUCUCUUAAUUCUCAAGCUGGAAGUCCCAAGAUCAAGGUGUUUUUGAAACCCCUCUCCUUGGCUUGCAGUUAGAUGCCGGUCUUCUGUGUCCUCCUGGAUUGCCGGGAAGUUGAAAUACUGCCUUGUGGUUCUGAAUCAGCCUCUGGACAAAUGUGUUCGUCAUCUUUGGAGCAAAGCUUUUUGCCUGAAUUCAUCAGUGGAGACUUUGAUUCUAUUAGGCCUGAAGUUAAAGAAUAUUAUGCUGUCAAGGGAUGUGAGAUUAUUUCAACGCCUGACCAAGACCAUACCGACUUUACCAAGUGUCUUGAACUGCUCCAAAAAAAGAUAGAAGAAAAAGACUUACAGGUGGAUGUAAUUGUGACCUUGGGAGGUCUUGGUGGGCGUUUUGACCAGAUUAUGGCAUCUGUGAGCACCCUGUUCCAAGCUACGUGCAUCACUCCUGUGCCAGUUAUAAUAAUCCAAGAGGAAUCUCUCAUCUACCUGCUUCAGCCAGGAAAGCACAAAAUGCAUGUAGAUACUGGAAUGGAAGGUGAUUGGUGUGGCCUUAUUCCUGUUGGACAGCCUUGCAGUCAUGUUACGACAACAGGCCUGAAGUGGAACCUCACAAACAACAUGCUUGGUUUUGGGACACUGGUCAGUACUUCCAAUACCUAUGAUGGAUCUGGUGUCGUGACCGUGGAAACGGACCAUCCACUCCUCUGGACCAUGGCCAUCAAAAACUGACCCAGCACCUGGCAUCCACAGCCAGGCCUCUGAUUUACCUCAUCUGCCGCCGACUUAUUGCUCAACAAGAACUUUGAUUUACAGAAAUUUACACCUCUCCGUGGGAAGCCCAGUAGUUUUAAAGAUGUUAAUGUUUAGAUAAUCCAGGUAACACAAAUGACAGAUCCCAAUUUUACAGUGAGGGAAAAAAAUGAUUAUUUGUGAAGAAAGUAAAUAAGCUCUAUUACAUUCACUUGGAAAACUUGUGGAUUAUUCCCCUAUAAAAUUCAGUACCGAUUAUUAUCAUUCCAUUUAUCCUAGAGAAUUGUUUUUGAUUUUGAAGCUGAGAAAGUUCUCGGUUGAGGGUCCUUGGUGUUUAACACAUCAGCCGCCUCCUGCCCAUCCUUAAAUCCUUACACCGAAGGCUACGUCUGAGUGUUAAUGCUAGAGUCCUCAUUGUAUAAUACGGGAAAAAAUUUCCUUUCAGAGUGGGAUGUCAGAAUAGCACCGUUUUGCCCUGGCCUUACCUGUCUUUGGUAUUAUCCUUUAAAAAUAAAUCAAGAAUCAUUGACCUAAUUAUUAAAUUUGAAAACAGGCAGCCAUAGGUGAAGAGAGAAACGGCAUGAAAGGUGAAUGACAGUUCAUAAAGCCCUACUGACGCUUUCACCCCAAGCUUGGCUCUGAGCUGAGUGCACUAGGCUCCAGUGGAGUGACAGAUGAGAACUGCCCUCAUUGGAAUUACAACCAAGGCUGAAGAUGUUGUGCAUAGGAAACUCAUGCACGAAAACUGAAUUGUUUCUGACAUUACUCAGUCUGAAAAAGCAUUGGUUCACAGGCCCCAAAAUUAAUGCAGAGGACCAGGAAAUGAGUUUGACACCUAGUAGUAAGAAUCUGGGUCUGAAAGCCUGAGCUCCUGUCCUGGUCCAGACAUUCACCCAAGUUCCCGGAACCUUGUCCUGAGCCAGAACCUGGGAGGGGCUGGCGGGGUGAUGCCGCAGCUUCCUCCCGCUCCCCCCCUGCCCAGGUUCUAGACCCUGACACCUGGCACUUACCCAGCAGAGAAUGCACAGCAUUACCAGCUCAGCGGUUCAAACCACAUGGGGCACUGAAAUGCACUCUUGUUUCUUUUAUGAGACCCUCAUCUCUCUUCGUACCCUUUUCUAUCCUAUUUACCAAAUGAAAUGGUGUCAUACAAACCAUGACGUGAGGAGAACCCACCCACUAGGUUUUAUGAACGCACAUCCCCAUUUUGCUCUCAAGGACCAGCAGCAGCUCUUUCCUUCCUGGUGUUACAAUAAAGCAAGAGUUGGAUUUUAAGUGGAGCGUGAAAGGGGAAUCAGUUGAGCUGCAUGCAGUUGUGAAGGUUCACCACGAGAGGUCAGUUGUGAUUAUUACGCAAAUAUAGGAGGUUGGAAUCCGAUGUCAAAUAAAAAUACUUAGUGACCAGUGUGCAUGUUUGUGGUCCGUUUUUAAGAAAACAGCCCGUUUUCUCAACUGUAUUUCAUUGUCACCGAUCUCUCAUAAUCAAUGUUUCUGUACAAAAAGAAAAAAAUUGCCCAAAGGAUGUUUAAUAACAACAGCACUUCACUCCUCUGAUUUCAGCAAGCAGCCAGUAUUAAUACUUGCUCUAAGCUGCACGGAAGGUCUGCACGAGAUCCCAUGUGCCAGUGCUUACGCUCUUUCUCUGGACUCGCUGCCCAUCUAGAAAAGAGGGAUUAUAUGGAGCACCUGCUUAUCUUGCAGGCCUUAGGAAAGACAGGAUUGCUUUCAAAGAUAUUUAUAAGCUGGAGAAAAAAGAAUAGAAGGGACUGCCAUACUAGCGAAGGUGGAGGAAGAACCUUGGGGAAUUAAGAAAAAGCAGAAGGGUCAGAGCACAGGUGAGCGGCCCAGACCCUGCACUCCGUGCUGUGCUGUGUGGAAGGCCCCCCUCUAGACCCUGCGGCACGUUCUCCGCCAAACGCACAUCCCAGAGCUUCUGUCCCUGUACUGCUGACCUUCCCAUUCACAGCAGACACAAGGGCAAAGAAGCCAGGGGAAAGGUCAGUCGAGGUCCUUUAACUCAGAACCCCCAGUGGAAAAACUUAGUACCUAAGACCUCCGAACCACUGCCCUGAACAACAUCUGCACAAACUAGAAGGGAGCAGAGUGGUGGCGGGUAAAGUGCGUAGCGUUCUUGACACUUGCACUUUUUAUUUCACUUAGAAGUUGAGGUUCAGCCAUUACAUACUCAUUACCAGAAACAUACGCUCAACACAUAAAAGAAAUGACUAUUGUUUUAAAAUUUUACUACCAAAAAAUGCAUGUCCUGUUUUUCCUGAAAAUCUUAACCAGUGUUACUAAGGGAUGCUUAGCCAAGAGAAUAUAGUUUCUGAAAUGUAGUAAGCAGAAGGGGGAAAGCACGGAGACAGCCCACACUCAGCGUCUGCGUAUCACGCUGGAGCCACCGGAGGCUCGGGGAGGGUGCUCCCUUCCAGGGAGGGCACCUCUCCCACUUCCUGCCAGGCUAUGACCCCGUUCCAGGCCUUAAAGCUGCCUAAGUGCUAUUCCUCUAUGUGCUUCCUCGCCACAUCAUCUAAACACGUAUCUGUUAUGUUUUUACUACAGCAGGAGUAUGCGGACGGUGAGAUCUCAGGUGCCCAGGCAGCCCCCUCUUCCCACCCUCCGGUUUGGAUCCUGACCUCCAGCUCGUAGCCGCAAGGGACACUGGAAGCUGGGCCCUGCUGGCCAAGUGACUUGUGCUUCUCAUCCCCUUUGACUUCAGUCUUUUCUUCUUUACGUGGGUCGGACGUGUGGCUUUUAUAAAUCUCGUGAUGGCGACCCCAGGAUAGCAUCUGGUUACCUAAGUCACUGAGGAGUGAAAGCACACCCUGAUGGCUCUUCUCCACAGGCGGCUGGGAGAUGACAAUGGCCACAGCUCUUGGAACGCUGGUGGGAGUCACGAGACUGAGAUGUAGUAAGCCGUUUGUGGUCCAAGGAAUUCAGAGUGGGGCCGCUCUCCCAGAUGAGGACGGCCAGGGCACUAAAUGUCUGUUCCUGAAGUUUUGUUAAGCAGACAGAGCAAGGUUCCCUUGGGACGGGAACUAGGGCCAACCCAGUAGUCAGAGGGGAUGCUGAGAGUGAGGGGGAGGUGGCCAGGACAGCCUGCGCAUUCACGAAGGUAAGUGCUCAGACAUUUGUGUUUGCUUCCACACCUGCGGAAUGCAUUUUAAACAGACCUUGCUUACUACCCCUGCUCAAAUUCAUGCCUUCCAGAGUUUUAUUUGAACAAUCAAAGCUGCUCAUGGAUUGGACGUGAUUGAGACUGAUGAUAUAGGCCAAGUCAGUAAGCAGGAGGAAACUCUUCUACUCCCGAAGGUUCUAUGAUUAUAAAAAGGGUGUGGUCUGAAUGGUGACUUUCAAACCCCACUAGAAACACAUUCCGUCACACGACCUAGACACACACAAACAUGCACACAAGAGUGUGUGCACACACAGUAUGCUUUAAUAAUUUUAUUCUAAAUUGAAACGAAAAACACCCAGAAAUCUCUUCUAGAUAGAAAAAACACACCAAGGGGUAGAGUGAAAUGCAUAAAGGAAAUUCUAAAAAAUGUGUAUGUAAAUGCAAGAGUUCUGCAUUCUCUCCUAAGACAACAUGAGUCUAACUUACCACUUUAUCUUCCCCAUUUCAUAAUGACAUUCAUUCUUAUAUGUGUGCUAAGAGGAAUAACCUGCCAAUGACAGCAGGCUGAAUGUGAUCCUAUUUGGGAAUAAGAACAUCAGUUUAACUUCAUUAGGAAUGGGGAGGAGAGCUAGAUUAUUUAAGUUGUGUCCAAAGCAUUCCGUUCAGAAUAAAAUAAAUGAUCCUUCUAACUGGAGGGAGAUGAAAAAAGCCACAAGGUCAAGCCAUUCCCAGGGGUCAAUAUAUCGGGAAUGGAAAAUUCCUGGUACUUAUAGUACAAGGCCCUCCUUGCCCACAGCAGAUUUCACUUAUCCAUCACAGUUUUCUCUCUUGAUGAGCCCCCGUCUGAGCCUCAGCUCAGAACAGUUCUCCUGGCAGGCAUGAUCAAUUAUUCUCCCUUGGCUCAGCACCCCGGAGGCUCAGAGCUAAUGUGUGAUCUUCCCACUAUACACAAAAUGUCAAGGCUUACAACCCCAGAAAGAGGUCCUGGCAACAUCAUUUUCUUCACAGGUUAUGAAGGACUUGUUCACUGUACUUAAUUCUACCCCUGAAAGCAAGGACUUUGUAUGCAGCAAAAUAAAAAGAAAGAUUAAUGCCAUCCCUGCAAAUGACUUGAAAAAACAUCAACAGGACCCUGAGAUGACUCAGUUAAGAAAUAAGAAAUUUCUCCUAAUAGACCUAUAGAUCCCUGAGAACCAAGAAAUCUAAGACACACAAUAGUGUGUUAGCCUAAAGGUUGUAAAAAAGGUUUUUAACUAACAGUAAAAGGCAUUGAUAAAAGAUUACAAACCAUACCUUAAAUAUUUCUUUCAAAAAUACCAUCAAAUCCUAAAGACUAGUGAAUAUUUAAAAGCCAGUUAUAUUUUGAACAAUAAACAUGGGAAAUUAGGGAUAUAAAAUUCUGCAGAACUGAACUAGAGUCCCAUCUGAGAGGCAUAAUUAAUUCUGUGCUUAGUUGCUUAACAUGGUGAAUCCUCUGCUAGACUAUAAACCCCUUGGGAGCAUGGAUUUGGGGUUUCACGGUAUCUGCUCCAUUCUCAGUCUUCAUGUCGGGCCUCGUCUGCAGCAGGUGUGCAGGAAAUCAGUGUGUGGUCCCACUGGUGCAGGAACGAGCCUCCCCACCUGUACCCGGGACCCAGGAACAGUGCAUGGCUUCCCUAGUCCCUGAAAGCUGCUGUUCUUUUCCUUCCCUGAUCCCCCAAGAUUUAAGUAGGUAUGCUAAAGUUUCACUGAAUAGGUUCCUCAACCCUAAAGAUAAAAUCCCCAAUUCUAGAUUGGACAGACAGGGUUUAAUAGAUACUCAAUCACUCACAUAUCUGAAAAAAUAAAUAAGGUUCAAAGCACCAAGGCCGGGCUUAAAGACAUCAUCCAAAGCAAAGCCCAGCUAGUAACAAACUCAAAAGGCCAAGGAAUUUUAAGUCGCUUGAAAGAGACGGAAGGAAAAUGAAAGCCAUGAGGCAACGGACAACAGAGGUUUGGGAAAUCAGUAUGGACUAAAAGAAUCAAGGUCAAAAUAAAUGUAAAGAGCAUGUGUGAGUGGCCUAAAUUGCCGGGGGAAAAAAGGAAAGAAUAUGAGAUUAACAAAGAAAUUUUUCAGAGUUAGAAAUCUUGUGGCUGGAGCUGUUUUCAGCUUUGGGGGGUUCAAGGAACGACCAUGGCUGUCCCAAGUCAAAGUGGACUGCAGACAAGAACACAGGUUAUUUUGAAAUAGUUGGAGACCAUGACGUUCGAUUCCAAUAUUUUCUCUAUUUGUGUUUACAUCUACUUGUUCCAAAGAUGACCUACCUUUAGCUCGCACAAGAAAACAGCCUGAGGAGUCUAAAACCAUUAAAAAAUAAAUGGUAUGUUAUCUCCAACUGAAUUACCCAUACUAAACCUCAUUAUUUGUUAUUCUGAUUUAGUGUUCUCUAUUAGUAGAUAGCACUGUUAACUUUUUAAAAGGUAUAAAUGCCACAAAAGGAUUCUUAUGAAAAAAAAAUGAUCUUAUCCAAAAAACCAGCCUUCCGAUCUUAUUUAUGUAGUUUACUCAGCAAAUAUUUGUAGAACGCAUGACCAGCUUUCUAUGUAACAGUAAGACACUCUACUCACAUAAAAAUUCCUAUACUUUGUCCCACCAGCCCCUGCUGGAUAACCCCAAUGAUUUUACCAUCGUCUGUUAUAAAAUUAGAAAAAUAAUCAUCUCAAAAAUAGCAAGGCUUUCAAUACUAUGGCUAUGGGACCAAAUAUAGGAAGGGUAUAGAGUAAGGGAUUUCUUAAAAUAAUAGAGAAGUUUUACCUUUUUUUGUACCAUAGGAAAUAUUAAGUGUCUGCCAGUUCUCUCUCUACUGUGUCAACUUCAUUAAUUUCAGAAAUACUUUUCACUCUACAUUUCAUUCCCUGUUCAUGAAAAAAAAUUUCCUAGGCCCCAGUGGUCUACACAUUCUGCUCUUUUAUUUUCAGGCCUUAAAAUUCAAGGAGCCUACAUGAGUAAUGAGAUGAGGAGAAACGGUGCAGAAAGUUGUUGGGAAGCUUUUUGUUGGUGAAUUUAUUGUGCAUAUUUUGAAGUUGACCUUUUAAUCCAAGUUUUUAUUCAAUUCCACUGCAAGGAAUUGAGCAACACAGUCAGUUUGAAUAUUUGUAUGCCAGUGGCACUGAAGAACGAUUUUACGGGGAACAAGUCACAGAUUAAAUCACGAAGAAGCCAAUAUAUUCUUUUUAAGGCUAAAUGGAGGUGGGAUAGAUUUUUUUUUUUUUUAGGAAGAAAGUUUUCCAACAAAAAGAAAAAUUCAUUUUCCUGAUUUCUUCUCCAAAGGAGAUGUUGCUAGUAAUUGUGUGUCUUAUGUGAAUACAGAAAUGGUGUGAAUCACCCUGACGCCACCGUUACUCACUCCCAUCUUCACGAAAAAUAGCUUACCACAAGUUGCUCUAAGGUUAACCUUUCCCCUGGGUACGUGUGUAAUUUUUAAAAGCUGAAGCUCCAUAGCACAAAAAUCAAGGAAGUAAUAGUAGAGUCAAAGGGG